This is a messenger RNA of Colletotrichum godetiae, 558 nucleotides long. RefSeq lists its product as uncharacterized. Bases 1 to 558 code for a protein of 185 amino acids. The transcript has a single exon. NCBI's taxonomy places the organism in Eukaryota, Fungi, Ascomycota, Sordariomycetes, Glomerellales, Glomerellaceae. The record is from RefSeq and is a predicted model, not a curated record.
AUGCCAAUGUACUGUGAACUCGGUCGUCCCGUUCGGUGCCGCCGCACCCUGCAUAGCAAACACGUCAAAAUUCGAAGCAAUUCAGCACCAGGCACUACAACCUUCGUCCCAUCAUGGAAAUACGAGCCUUUUCCAGGCGAGAUAGUCCACUUCAACGGCACAGUCGAGGGGGUCCUCGCCCAUCUCAAGCAAAUCAACCCCGAUUACAGACUUCCUGACGACGCUGCCGACGUUGCCGGUCCGAGAGGCAGAGGAUCAAUUCGGUCCGUAUUGUCUUCGCUCCAACGACGAAGCGAGCAAACCAUUGUUGAAACCACCGUCACCAAGGACAUUGUAACUCGCAACGACACCAAGCCCUCAAACGUCGCAUCCAUCGUCGCCGCUGGAGUGACGCUUCUCCUUCGGGUACCGGGCCAGCCUCAAGCAGGCCCCGGUCCGGAGAGCUGUGGCCGGGUCAGCUGUAGCUACGGUACGGCCAUUUGGUUUUGCAAUAAUGUGAGUUUGUCUGGGGCUUUCCUUCAAGCCUUCUUGAUAUCCGAUCCAAUUGAAUAUUGGUAG